Molecule: messenger RNA, 885 nt
Organism: Saitoella complicata NRRL Y-17804
Lineage: Eukaryota; Fungi; Ascomycota; Saitoellomycetes; Saitoellales; Saitoellaceae
Exons: 1
Coding region: 1-885 (294 amino acids)
Source: RefSeq, a predicted model, not a curated record
AUGAAUGUGCAAGAACUACGUAGGUGGGUGAAUGGGAAGAAGAGACUGUUCAUCGGGCGACCGCUGCCGACCCGAGGCUUGCCUUUAUCAGCUGAGGCUGCUGCGCUUUGCAUGCUGCCACAACAUGGGCUAAAGGACAUUGUUCCUCAAUGGCUAGAGGACGUGGGAAAUGCCGAUACGACCCUCUAUUUGACAGCAAAGAUUUUGGCCGGAGGCGAGAUUGAUCAGUUCAUUGUGGCUCUGGAGGCUCUUGUUGAUGAUGCUGCAAGGCAAGCCGGCGUGGAGAGAAAGAAAGACAUCAAGCCGAUCGAAUGGUUCACCGAAAUUGGCAGGAGAGAGCCUAGACCAGAUAUCCCUGUGGUAAAGGACGCGUAUGUGGGCGCUUUUCCACGACUCCGAUUUUCCCCAAAAGUCCGCCGUCGCUUUGUCGAUCUCGAAAAAUGUCAAGAUGUGGAGCACCUUGCUCCUACCACAGAAAGAAAAUGGCCAAACAAGCUCGUUGACUGGCCAGCUGCAGUCAUUGCCGGACAUCCGAUUGUUAAAGAACCUGCCCGAGACUUACGUAUCAAGCAGAAUGAGGCAGAAAAGGCCACCCCAGAGGGCGUGAUUGAGAAGCAUGUGCCUUCGCAGGCCCAGCUAAGGCGACGGAUGACCUCACCUGUGGCAAACGAAACUCGAGUUAACAACGCCAGGAAGAGGAAGAGGAGUCCCGAGCAGCGCUACGGUGACGCUCGUACCGAUGAAGUGUCAUCAGCAGAUGUCAGCGCGAAGAGGUUGCCCGUUAACCAACAGCAUCACAUCUCAAGAGUGCCUGGGAAACCUCACGGAGAUCAACCCGAGACAAUUGGCAAGCAUGGAUCCGUCGCCUCAGUGUUGAGCUAUUGA